Molecule: messenger RNA, 1062 nt
Organism: Dioszegia hungarica
Lineage: Eukaryota; Fungi; Basidiomycota; Tremellomycetes; Tremellales; Bulleribasidiaceae
Exons: 6
Source: RefSeq, a predicted model, not a curated record
GAGCUGCUGCGCACCCGUCUCGACCCUAUCGUCACCCCCCGCGGCAUUGCAGGUCAUGUCCACUCGUUCGCUGGUACGAACGCUAUCGAUGCUAGCAUGACGUAUGGCUCGGCUAUCAAGGGGGACUGCACUACCUCCGGUCUGACUGUUGAUCAAUCUGGCUACUGGGUGCCCCAGCUAUACUACAAGUGGCGGAACGGGACCUACUCUGUCAUCCAAGGCCACGGACUAAUCACCUACUGGUUCCCCGAUCGCGGCGUUGACCGAGAGGCCGGCGAGGCCCCAGUCGUCGUGCCCGACGACUUUAGGAUGGUCGCUGGUGAUAUGAACCGGGACCAUUUCGACUUUCAGAACCGCAGCCACAAUGCUGUCAGCUUUGAGUGCUGGGGACCGGGUAUUACAGGUCGUAAGUGCUGCGACGAAUGGGUCUGGGAAAGGGCUUAUAUAUCUAGAGACCCGCCUGGGCAGUCGCUGACGAGGAAGAUCUUCUUCCCCUCUUGCUGGAACGGAGUCGACUCGUACAAGGCUGACAACUCGCACGUGACUUAUCCGAUCCAGGCAGGGAAUCCCAGCAACUACGAGAACGGGAAAUGCCCGCCUGGGUUCAAGAAGAUGCCCUCCUUGUUCGUCGAGACCCUCUAUACACCUAAAGCCUCCCUCGGCCCCGAGUACGAGUGGUACCCCGGCUGCUUUGUCUUUUCCAACGGUGACAACCUUGGUCUCAGCUAUCAUGCUGAUUGGCUGAACGGCUUCCCCAAAGGCCUGCUUGUCGACGUGUUCAACCAGUGUCCCAAGACGUUCGGAGACUUGUCUACCUGUCCUCUCCUCGCCCCGUUCAUUAACAAGAACAAAAACUGCGUUGUGAAGGGUCAGAUCGUCAACGAGCCCAUCGGUCUUGAUGUCCCCAUCGCCAAGCUCCCCGGAAACAACCCAGAGUUCAACCCCUCCAAGGCCCGCAAGAUGGCUGCCGCAGACUACAAAGAGACGUCGAAGCUUAUCACUCUCGACGUGACCCAAGGCGGAGGUUGCGUCGACCGAAAGUGUACCGACUACAAGGGUCCA